CCCAGCGGGCGCCAGCCACUCAGAUCGCUGCUUGUUGGUAUGUGCAGCGGCAGUGGCCGCCGACGGAGCAGUCUGAGCCCGACGAUGAGGCCGGGGACUGGAGCCGAGCGUGGAGGCCUCAUGGUGAGUGAAAUGGAGAGCCAACCUCCCUCGCGGGGUCCCGGGGACGGGGAGCGGAGAUUGUCCGGCUCAAACCUGUGCUCCAGUUCUUGGGUCUCUGCUGACGGCUUCCUGAGGAGACGGCCCUCGAUGGGGCAUCCUGGCAUGCAUUACGCACCAAUGGGGAUGCACCCUAUGGGUCAGAGAGCAAACAUGCCUCCCGUACCUCAUGGAAUGAUGCCACAGAUGAUGCCCCCUAUGGGAGGACCUCCAAUGGGACAAAUGCCUGGAAUGAUGUCUUCAGUAAUGUCAGGAAUGAUGAUGUCUCAUAUGUCUCAGGCUUCCAUGCAACCUGCCUUACCGCCUGGAGUAAACAGUAUGGAUGUAGCUGCAGGUGCCGCAUCUGGUGCAAAAUCAAUGUGGACAGAACAUAAAUCACCCGAUGGAAGGACUUAUUAUUAUAAUACUGAAACAAAACAGUCUACCUGGGAAAAACCAGAUGAUCUUAAAACACCUGCUGAGCAACUCUUGUCUAAAUGCCCGUGGAAAGAGUACAAAUCUGAUUCUGGGAAGCCUUAUUACUAUAAUUCUCAGACAAAAGAGUCCCGCUGGGCCAAACCCAAGGAACUUGAGGAUCUUGAAGGAUACCAGAAUACCAUUGUUGCUGGAGGUCUUAUUACAAAAUCAAACCUGCAUGCAAUGAUCAAAGCUGAAGAAAGCAGCAAGCAAGAAGAAUGUACUACAACAUCCAUAGCCCCAGUUCCUACAACAGAAAUUCCUACCACUAUGAGCACCAUGGCUGCUGCAGAAGCAGCAGCUGCUGUUGUUGCAGCUGCUGCAGCAGCUGCUAAUGCCAAUACUUCCACCACACCUACUAAUACUGUCGGAAGUGUUCCAGUUGCUCCUGAGCCUGAAGUUACUUCCAUUGUUGCUACUGUUGUCGAUAAUGAAAAUUCAGUCACUAUAGCCAAUGAAGAACAAGCACAGAUUGCUAAUACCACGGCUAUUCAAGAUCUAAGUGGUGACAUGUCCAGUAGUGCUGGAGAAGAACCUUCUAAACAAGAAACUGUAACCGAUUUUACUCCUAAAAAAGAAGAGGAAGAGAGCCAACCUGCAAAAAAAACAUAUACUUGGAAUACAAAGGAGGAGGCAAAGCAAGCAUUUAAAGAAUUAUUGAAAGAAAAGCGGGUACCCUCCAAUGCUUCAUGGGAACAAGCUAUGAAAAUGAUCAUUAAUGAUCCUCGGUACAGUGCGUUAGCAAAGCUGAGUGAAAAAAAGCAGGCUUUUAAUGCCUAUAAAGUUCAGACUGAGAAAGAGGAAAAAGAAGAAGCAAGAUCAAAAUACAAAGAAGCUAAGGAAUCUUUUCAGCGUUUUCUAGAAAAUCAUGAGAAAAUGACUUCCACAACCAGAUACAAAAAAGCCGAGCAAAUGUUUGGGGAGAUGGAAGUUUGGAAUGCUAUUUCAGAACGUGAUCGGCUUGAAAUCUAUGAAGACGUUUUGUUCUUCCUUUCAAAAAAAGAAAAGGAACAAGCAAAGCAGUUACGAAAGAGAAAUUGGGAAGCCUUAAAAAACAUACUUGACAAUAUGGCUAAUGUUACGUACUCUACUACUUGGUCUGAAGCCCAGCAGUAUCUAAUGGAUAACCCAACGUUUGCAGAGGAUGAAGAGUUACAGAACAUGGAUAAAGAAGAUGCAUUAAUAUGCUUUGAGGAACAUAUCCGGGCUUUAGAAAAGGAAGAAGAAGAAGAAAAACAGAAGACUUUAUUGAGAGAAAGGAGGCGGCAGCGUAAAAAUAGGGAAUCUUUCCAGAUAUUUUUAGAUGAAUUACAUGAGCAUGGACAACUACAUUCUAUGUCCUCUUGGAUGGAACUGUAUCCAACUAUUAGUUCUGACAUUAGAUUCACUAAUAUGCUUGGUCAGCCGGUUUUUUCAUUAGGAUCAACUGCACUUGAUCUUUUCAAGUUUUAUGUUGAAGAUCUUAAAGCACGUUAUCAUGAUGAAAAAAAGAUAAUAAAAGACAUUCUUAAGGAUAAAGGAUUUGUAGUUGAAGUAAAUACUACUUUUGAAGAUUUUGUGGCAAUAAUCAGUUCAACAAAAAGAUCAACUACUUUGGAUGCGGGAAAUAUCAAGUUGGCUUUCAAUAGUUUACUAGAAAAGGCAGAAGCCCGUGAGCGUGAAAGAGAAAAAGAGGAAGCACGGAAAAUGAAAAGAAAAGAGUCUGCAUUUAAGAGUAUGUUGAAACAGGCUGCUCCUCCGAUAGAGCUGGAUGCUGUUUGGGAAGAUAUCCGAGAGAGAUUUGUAAAAGAACCAGCAUUUGAGGACAUAACUCUAGAAUCUGAAAGAAAAAGAAUAUUUAAAGAUUUCAUGCAUGUGCUUGAGCAUGAAUGCCAACAUCAUCAUUCAAAGAACAAGAAACAUUCUAAGAAAUCCAAAAAACACCAUAGGAAACGCUCCCGUUCUCGAUCGGGAUCAGAAUCAGAUGAUGAUGACAGCCAUUCAAAGAAAAAAAGACAGCGAUCAGAGUCCCAUUCUGCUUCAGAACAUUCUUCUAGUGCUGAGUCCGAGAGAAGUUAUAAGAAAUCAAAAAAGCAUAAGAAGAAAAGCAAAAAGAGGAGACAUAAAUCUGAUUCUCCAGAAUCAGAUACUGAACGAGAGAAGGAUAAAAAAGAUAAAGAUCGGGAAAGCGAAAAAGACAGAAGUAGACAGAGAUCAGAGUCAAAACACAAAUCACCUAAGAAAAAGACUGGAAAGGAUUCUGGUAACUGGGAUACUUCUGGCAGCGAACUGAGUGAAGGGGAAUUAGAAAAGCGCAGAAGAACACUUUUGGAGCAACUGGAUGAUGAUCAAUAAAUUAUACCAAAUAUAUGUUUAUAGUAUGAUUUAAAGUCUAAUUCAGACCAGGGAUUAUUUUAAGUUCAAUUUACAAAAUAACACUGGGUUUUAAUUGUGUCACAGGAAAAAAAGUGCAUUUAUGUAUUGUUAUUGUGGACUUUAUAAAAGCAAAGGAAAUUGAAAAUAACUUGAUUCUGUAUCAAGAAUCAUAUUUUCCUACAGUCAUAACUGUCUUUCUGUGACCCUUUCCUAGGGCACUGCAGGAUGGAUUAAAAGUGGCAAUUUACUGAUAGCUGCAGACGUCUCUACUUUGUUCUAAGUCAUGAGGUGAUUUGAUUUACUUUAUAGAAGUUGGAUUUUGACAAUAUAAUGAACAUUUUUUUUGAUAAUGUAGUACAAAAAAAGCACCAGCAACCCAUGAUUAGACUGCUUUUUUGUGCACUACUAAACUGGUUAAAGCCAACGUUAUCUUUUAUGGUGAGCUCUUAAAAAAUGGGUGUUUUUGCUGGAAACUUGGUAGACCUUUACCUGGUGGUGCUAAUGAGCACUGCUGUAAUAAAGCCACCAUUAUUUUUUAUGAAACAUCUGAAUACAUUUUAAAAAAGGCUAUGAGGGCAUUAUUUUGAGCAUCUAUUUUGAGGUGAUGUUUUAAAAUAGCUAACAUCAAAUCAAAUUGUAAAUUACUUUAAAUAUAUUGCCUUAAGGACCUACUAAAGAAUGUGCCACCGAACUUUUGAGUGAUAGUUGAAAUAUCCUUGUUAGGGGGGAGAAAAAUCAAUGUUGACUGAAACAUUUUCUUUGAAUUUUUAAUCCAAUCUUUCUCUUUCACUUUUUUUUAAUUCCAUUGAGGAGGUUGUAAAUUGCCUUCCUUAUUCACUGAGAAGUAUUGAAUCCAUGGUACACAGUCUAAAACAUUUCUGAUUUCAAUAUUUUUGUACAUUUUUAUCUAUUAUUAAACCUUCUCUUAUAGUGUGCACUAGUGUUUAUUUCUACACAAACUACUCAGCGUUAAGGAAAUUGUAUGAUCAUUUACAAGAUAAUAAAUCCCUGAAAUUUUGUUUCAUCCUU
Microtus oregoni (creeping vole) is the source of this 3999-nucleotide messenger RNA. RefSeq names its product pre-mRNA processing factor 40 homolog A (gene Prpf40a). The record is from RefSeq and is a predicted model, not a curated record. Gene Ontology annotation, cellular component: U2-type prespliceosome; U1 snRNP. NCBI's taxonomy places the organism in Eukaryota, Metazoa, Chordata, Mammalia, Rodentia, Cricetidae. Gene Ontology annotation, biological process: mRNA cis splicing, via spliceosome. Bases 40 to 2949 code for a protein of 969 amino acids. Gene Ontology annotation, molecular function: RNA binding; protein binding. The transcript is spliced from 26 exons.